GUAGAUGGAGUGACUGCAGCGAAAAAAACAUCUGUAUGCGCCUAAAAUCUUCCAGAUGGCGAUGGGGAAUAGGUUUAAUGUGCAGAGUUAACCCUUUCCAGUGAUAAUCUCGUAACUUCCCGCACACGCGCUUCCACAGAGAUCCUCCCACUAAACGUUCUCAAACUCUUGCUACUGAGAGCGAACCGCCAGUGAGUGAACUUUGUUGUUCUAAAACUCAGCUCUGACAAGUUUUACAUUUUUAGCUUUGGAGGAAGAUAAUUUUAGGAAAACCGCAGCUGAUUCUUCUUGCGGCUUUAAGGCUGUGAACACUUUAUACAGGUGAGUGUUUGUUCUUGUAACUUCAAUUUUUAAUGAAAGGCUUUGAGUAAUGUUGGUGUUCUCAAUAACACGAAUCCAUUCAUCUAUAUUAUAACUAUUUGACAUGUUAACUAGCUGGAUGUGUUUUGUGGCAAGGACAGAUGAGCCCCUCAUAUGUUUUUGCCUCACUUAUUUGAUAAUUCUAUUUAAUUAUUAGAUAAUAGGCAAUGGUUCUGUGCCAUAAUCCAUUCUUUAACAUAGUAAAUAAUACAUAUUUAGAAAAAUAAUUGUUUGUAAAAUAUUUCCUUUUAAAAUAAAAAAGCAGGUCCUGACAUAAUCUGUAAAGAUUGAUUAUGUUGCAUGUGUAAUAUAUAGACAUUUACUUACACACACACACACACACACAGUCAUUUAGCAACUGAAGAGAUGUUCUGAACAAUAGAACUCUCAACAGAGUACAAAAAAAAUUAAACCAUUCCUAUGUUGUGAAAUAAAUACAAACGGAGUGCAUAUGGUGUAAAAUUAUCCAGAUGAGAAAGCAAAAGGGUAUGAAAAAUGUCAUCCACAAUGUUCAGUCAUAUUAAGUGAUCUCUAAAGUGACAGCACUUAAAAUGAAUGUGUGUCUUGAUGUGAAAAAUAAUGCUUUCUAUUGUCAGUAAUAUUCAUUGGUACUCUUGGUUAAACAUACUGGAUCAACAUUUGAUGUUUUCAAAGUAUUUUCAUCAGAAUAAGAAAAGUUGUAGGCCUGCUAUUUGUAUAUUUGAAUCACAAAUGAGUUGAAGGGUUCAUGUCCAAAUAACAAAAAUCAACAAAAUCAUCUGUUUUUUAUUUAAAAAAAGAAACAGUUUGAGCUGUGGUGCAGUGGGUACUACACAAGGUAAUGCAAUUUGAUUUUGUUUUGAAUCAUGUCCUGAUGAUUCCAUUUUCUGUCUCUUCUAUCUCUAUGUCCUGUAAAUUAAAACCCAUUAGGAGAGAAAGAUAACGUAUUUCCACUUUUUGUACCUUAUUGAAGAUAUUAUUCAGCCACGGUUAAUUGAACCAUUGUGUUUCCUUAGCAGAUCUAAUUGCUAAUGGAGAAACUGGUGAGCCAUUACUUGUCCAGAAUCUCCUGAGCUCUAUCAUGUCACUUAGGAUUUUAUGUGCUUUGCUUUUUUCUCUGAUUGCCCAAACAGAACAGGAUGGACACCCAGUUCCUAUAGAAGAGGUGAAACUGUAUUCAGAAGAACCCUAUUGUGCAUCAUCUGAUUGUGGUGCAUGGGUGUUGAACGUUACAUGGAGAGAUAAGUUUGCUGAAAAUAAUGAAUACGAGAAAGUCAGCUACGACAUUGUGGUCCUUCGUACUGAACAGAUGACGACUGUUCACAAUGAAACCAUACAUGUGAUGCCAGACAAAACAUCCUAUUAUCAUUGGAAAUGGACUUCACCUAUACCGUUGCAGUGCACUUCCCAUUCAGUCAAACUUAGGCGCCAUAAUGAGCAUGACGUUGGUGAAUGGACACCAUUAUACACACAUGAAGGACAAGAUAUAAAUGCUGCAAAAACAACUAUCUAUCCUCGUGAUCAAGUUUUCAUGGUUGGGAGUAACGUCACGUUCUGUUGCAUCGUGGAAACAGAUAAGGUUCCAUUGUCUAAAUUUCUAAAUCGCAUCAGCAACAGGACAUACAUCACAGAACCAAUUCCAUAUAAAGAGUCUGAUGUACCCAACAUACAUUGUUGUGUUGAGGGAAACAGUUCUGGAUCUUCAGUAUUUAUUGCCUAUCCCCCAGAUGACCAGAAUCUUACAUGUAUAACACGGAAUCUCAGCUCUGUGGAGUGUCACUGGGAAACGGGUCGAAAAACCCAUCUGCAUGGUGAUAAAAAGACAAGUUAUACACUUAAUGGAAGAGAUUGUAAACUUGAUAAUAAAUGUGUCAUACGUGCGGAGACAAAGCAGGUGACAAAAUGGACCCUGAUUGCCAAAAAUCCUCUUGGUGUAAAGACUCUCACUGAUACAGCUGACCCUACACACCGAGUAUGGUUGAGAGCACCCAGUGAUAUAUCCCAUGAUGCUUAUGCAAGAAAUGUCUCUCUUUGGUGGCAUUGGAAUGAGGAAAACUACGCUUUGUUGCCGAUGAUUUGUCAAGUGAACCUCAGUGGAAGGAUUUACAAUGAAACCUUCAAUGGAGUGGGACUUUCAUCAAUUGUCCUUAAAAACCUGCAGCCCUUUGUUAAAUACACAGCUCAAGUAAGAUGUGGGUCUCUUAAGCACUUUUACAAAUGGGGCGACUGGAGUAAAAUUACUGAGUUCUCCACUAAAGAGGAUAUUCCAGAAGCAGUAGAUGUUUGGAUUCAUUAUUCUGAACAAAAUACAUCUGUCCUGUGGAAGCCUCUAACUCAACAACAAAGCCAUGGGAUAAUUACAGGAUAUGAAAUUACCAUUGAAAACCCCAAAGAUGCGAGCAGAAAAAUUUACAAAGAACUAAAUACACAGCUGUGCUACAACAUCACAUCUGGGAAUGAAGAAAGUGAUCGAAUCAUCAGAGUCUCAGCAAAAAACUCUGCUGGUCUUUCUCCUCCUUCUACCAUCAUCAUCCCGAGUUAUCCUGACAAUGAAGUCGAUAUAAGCCUUAUCAGUAGCAGUAAUGGUAGCUUUGAAAUGUCUUGGGAAGAAUACCCCUAUUCUACUUGUGGCUAUGUUGUUGAAUGGUUUCCAACAUACAAAAAGACGCAAUGUGCUGUAGAAUGGAAGAAGAUCUCAGAAUGUGACACUUGUGCCUUUGACAGCUGGAAUCAAUCUGGUGCUAUUAAGGAAGGAGUGAGAUACACUGUCUCUGUCUAUGCCUGCACAGAUGAUUCACCAAAGCUUCUCAAGAGGAGUGAAGGUUAUGCUAUAGAGAAACAACCGGGGAAAGUUGAGCAUCUGGAAGCUAAAAAUAAAGGAAGAAAUGUUGAGCUUUCUUGGGCCGAAGUUCCCUUAGAACAGCAAAACGGGUUCAUACAAGGCUACAAGGUCAUAACAUUGCUUUCUGGUUCUGAAACGAUUAAUAACAUGGUGUUGAUAAAGGAGCCUCAAGUUAAUUUGAAAUUAGAUCCAGGCUCCUAUACCUUCCGUGUUAGUGCCUUUACAUCUGGAGGGGAAGGUGACUAUGCUGCAACCACAAUGAAAGUAGAAAACAGCAAUGACCAGAUGAUUACAGCCACUAUUGUGGGCUGCAGUGCAGCAACUCUCGUCUUCAUUAUCAUCACAGUCCUUUGCCACAGGAAACGGAAAUGGUUAAAGAAACUGUUGUAUCCAGAUAUUCCUGAACCAAAACUUGCAGGGAAAUGGAUCACAAAGGGUAUUUAUUGUACCCAGAUGACCGAGGGGUACAUUAAGUGUGAGAUCCAAGAGGUCCACGGUUUAGAGCAUCCUGCAAUGUCAGAAAGUCUACAUGGCCUUGACCUCAUCAGCUCUAACUCCAAAGUGGUUCCUGCACAACAUUUCUACAAGAACUUUUCUGAGUCUCCUGCUGAUGUCUCGUACUGUCCUGUUGAGAAGCUUACCUCAGUUAUUGAAAACCCUUCUUAUAAUAUGACCAUACUAGAUUCAUUUGAUGUUGCUCAGAUAUUCGAUCUUACACUGGAAAUGCAGGAUGCUUACCUCCCAGCCCCUAACUUUGUUCAGAAUAAUUUUGUUGUCAAAGACUCCUACAAGCCCCAGUCAGCAUCUCCUACAAACGCAUAGCUCCAGUAGAUAGACCUCAGUGUCACACCAUCUAAUUACAAAUUAUGCCAAUGUAAAUGCCAGUGAAUUCAUGUUAUUUAUGAAGCACUGUACCGUUUUCUUAGCACUAUCUCUUGCAUUUUUUUUUAAACACUGUGAUGAAAAAAAAAGCUGUGACCACCUUUAAAACUGCCUCUGUAUAUUUGCAUUUAAUUUACAUUUAUGGUAACACUUUAGAUUAGGGAACAAAUAUUCAUGAUUAACUAAGAGUUUUCCCUCAAUAAACUUAUUAAUAGUUAGUAAGGUAGUUGUUAAAUUUUGUUUUGGAGUUGGGUUAAGGGAUCUAGAAUAUGGUCAUGCAGAAUAAGGCAUUAAUAUGUGCCUAAUAAGUAGGCCUACUAAUAAUCAGCCAACAUGGUGGUAAUAUAUAUAUAAGCUACUAGUUAAUAGUGAGAAUUGGUCCUUAAAAUAAAGUGUUACCACAUUUGUUUAUUUAACACAUACUCUCAACAUAGGUAAACCCAACCCAUCACCUUGAUGUUGCUAGCAUUAAUAGUUCCCUCUUGUGGCCUAAAUACUAUGUUGAAAUAUAAAGAUUAAGGCCAUGAUGAACACUUAUAAAGAAAAAAAUGUCAAACAUGUGUACAUAUUCUAGAUGUUUUGAUUGCUUUCUUAUUAACAGACGAGAGAUUGUACCUAAAUAAAACUCAGUUUGUGCUUAAAGA
This is a messenger RNA of Onychostoma macrolepis, 4707 nucleotides long. It is a transcript of the gene lifrb, whose product is annotated as LIF receptor subunit alpha b. The transcript has 17 exons. Gene Ontology annotation, molecular function: cytokine receptor activity; protein binding. Gene Ontology annotation, biological process: cytokine-mediated signaling pathway. The record is from RefSeq and is a predicted model, not a curated record. Gene Ontology annotation, cellular component: membrane; external side of plasma membrane. The coding region runs from base 1421 to 4003 and encodes 860 amino acids. Lineage: Eukaryota; Metazoa; Chordata; Actinopteri; Cypriniformes; Cyprinidae.